This is a messenger RNA of Henningerozyma blattae CBS 6284, 1398 nucleotides long. RefSeq lists its product as uncharacterized. The coding region runs from base 1 to 1398 and encodes 465 amino acids. The record is from RefSeq and is a predicted model, not a curated record. Gene Ontology annotation, molecular function: GTPase activator activity. The transcript has a single exon. Lineage: Eukaryota; Fungi; Ascomycota; Saccharomycetes; Saccharomycetales; Saccharomycetaceae. Gene Ontology annotation, biological process: COPI coating of Golgi vesicle.
AUGGUGAGCUGGGUGGAUGAUCGAUCAUGCCGUAUUAGGUUUCAUAAACUUCUGAUGAAUCCUUGCAAUGAGUAUUGUGCAGAUUGCCAAGCGAGAUAUCCUCAAUGGGCCUCAACAACGUUUGGUAUAUUCAUAUGUAUCAACUGUGCAGGGAUUCAUAGAGGUCUAGGGGUACACAUCUCGUUUGUUCGCUCAGUUACGAUGGACCGAUGGAAGGAAUCAGAUUUAAGGAGAAUGGAAGUUGGUGGUAACGACAAUUGUAAUAACUAUUUAAAAUUAAAUGGUAAGAUCGACAUCAAAGCUCAGGCAAGAUUCAAAUACGAUAAUGUGGUAGCAAAGGAUUAUACUAGACGAAUCGAUUGUCUAAUUAAUGAAACUCCUUUUAAGAAAGAAGAUUAUUCAAAAUUUCGCUGGUCUGAAUUUGUCAAGAGUUAUGAUUUAAUGAAAUCAACUAGUCCGAAACCUUUGAUUAACUAUCAAGGAUUUGGAAGUUCCCCUUCACCCAACAACAAUUCAGCUGUUAAUGGCUCAAAUAACAAGAGCGAUAAUAAUGAUAUGUAUAUGCAACGAAUAAAAACUCCAGAAAACUCAUCUAAUCAAAAUAAAUACGAAAAUAUACCGAAGGAAUCUAACACUUCAGUAACGAAAGGAUUAGGCAUUGUAUCUAAUGCAGUAUUUGGUACGGUAGGGAAAGUUACAGAUACCAUAAGAAAGCCAAGCUCACAUGACUCUUCUAUAAAUGACUCUAAUUUAAAUCCAAAUUCUUCUAUAAAUUCUACUUCACGUGCUUUGAAUAAUGAUUUUGCCACUAAUUUCAAUAAUUUCAAUAAUAAUAGUAGUAGUUCCACUAAUUCAAACUCAAGUUCCAAACGAGGUAAGUUUUUAAGAAGGAAAACUAUUUCGUUAAGUGGUCCAGUCUCCCCAGGUUCCCCAAACUCACCUGGUUCAGCAGGAUCAAGAUCUCCAACUACUUUAAAGAAGCAGUAUUCAUCAUUACCAAGAACUUUAUCAACUUCAAGAUUGGCAAGCCCUAGUUUACAUCUAAGUCAUUCAACAAAGGAGAAUGAUUCAUCUUUGGAUAAACAUCACGGAAAUUCUAAAAAAAAUAAGCAUAGAUCGAUGAUAUCUACUACGACAAGCAGUAAUUUAGAUAAUUCCACUAAAAGUAAAUCUAGCAAGGAUGGUACUCCAAAUCUUUUUACGGUUGCAUCAUCUACAACUAACUCAAGACAUUCAAUAAUAAUACAUAAGCAUUCACAACAUAGCAAAGAAUCGCCAAAUUCUUCGAAAUUCAGUCUAUCAAAGCAUAAUAGCCAUCAUCAUAGCAAUAACAGUAAUGAUCAUAACAACAGUAGUAAUACUACUAGUAGUACAGCAGCGAGUCCUAACAGUAAAUGA